Chrysoperla carnea is the source of this 2841-nucleotide messenger RNA. It is a transcript of the gene BicC, whose product is annotated as protein bicaudal C. The transcript is spliced from 12 exons. NCBI's taxonomy places the organism in Eukaryota, Metazoa, Arthropoda, Insecta, Neuroptera, Chrysopidae. Gene Ontology annotation, molecular function: protein binding; RNA binding. The record is from RefSeq and is a predicted model, not a curated record. Gene Ontology annotation, cellular component: cytoplasm. The coding region runs from base 195 to 2717 and encodes 840 amino acids.
GCAAAAUAUCAGCCUUUUUAAUUUUAAUUAUUAAUAAAUUUUGUUUAAAUUUACUAAUGACGAGGUGACAAAGACUAUACAGACAAUAAAAAGUUUUCAAUAUCAAAAUAACUUAUCCAAUAAAAAUAUUUAAUUUUAUUUAAUUAAAAUUUGUGAAUUAAUUUUGAAUAAAUAAUAAAAAUUGUACAAUAAAAAUGGCUAUUAAUUUAUUGCAAAUGAAACCAAUGUUACGUGGAUCCGGCACCAUUUCGGAGAUAUCAAGUACAUCGGGCAAAGGAAGCAUUUUUGGUGAUACACAAGAUGAACUUCAUGAUUUGGUUACACUUUUGGGUUUAAAUAGUAUUGACGAUUUGUAUCAAGAACGAUUUCGCAUUGAUCGUAAGAAAUUAGAAUGCAUGAUUAUGGGUAAUGAGGAUAUGCCAGCAUUUGCUGAACAGUUUUUCCAAAAGAUUAUGGAAGAAACUAAAACACGCAUUGCUUGGCCAUGUAAAUUAAAAAUUGGUGCUAAAUCAAAAAAAGAUCCUCAUGUUCGUGUAGCUGGCCGUCCAAAUGAUGUGGCUAAUGCGAAACAAAAAAUUUUAUCGUACUUGGAAAUUAAGUCUUCUCGAGUAACGUUAAAAAUAGAUGUAAGUUACACGGAUCAUUCUCAUAUUAUUGGAAAAGGUGGUAAAAGUAUUAAACAAGUUAUGGAUGAAACACAAUGUCAUAUACAUUUUCCAGACUCGAAUCGUUCAAAUCCAAUUGAAAAAUCUAAUCAAGUAUCUAUUGCUGGCGAUAUACGUGGAGUUGAACGUGCCCGGGCUGGAGUUAGGAAUUUAACACCAUUAAUAUUUAGUUUUGAAAUGCCAAUCGUCAGUUGUCAACAAAAUGUACCGGAUGCAAAUUCACCAUUUAUUGCCCAUAUAUCACAACAAUACAAUGUACAUGUAAUGUUUCGUAGCCAACCAAAGUUACAUGCAACAUUAGUUAUGGUCAAGGGAUCUGAAUGGGAAGUGCAAAAAGUAAAAGAAGCAACAAUGCUUUUAAUUAAUUAUAUUUGUGAACCAAUUUCGAAUCAAAUUCUAGUACAAAUGUCUAUGGAAAUCUCUCCAAUUCAUCAUCCAAUUGUGCGUGGUAAAGGUAGCAUGCAUAUUAAACAAAUCAUGCAAAAGACUGGUACACAAAUAAUGUUCCCAGAAGUGACUGAUCCAAAUAUUGCACCAAUUAAAAAGAGUAAUAUUACAAUUACUGGUCGUAUAAAUAAUGUUUAUUUAGCACGCCAACAAUUAAUGGGUUCAUUACCACUAGUUUUAAUGUUUGAUUUACCAGAUAAUACAGAUUUUAGAGCUGAACGUAUAUCAAACAUAAUGGCUAAUUUAGAUGUAUUCAUACAUAUCCGUCAAAAACCAAAGCAUAGUACAUUUGGUGUUGUUAUUAAAGGAAUUGAGCGUAACGCAUCGAAUGUUUACGAAGCACGUCGGCAAUUACUCAAUUUAGAUGAAGCACGUGUCGUUGCCCAAAUCCCACCAACAUACUUUUUCCCCGAUGCUCCUGUAUCAUUUACCGCAGAUUAUAAUGCUAAUCAAAAUAACAAUAACAAUCCCUCCCAAUCAACAUCUGCAGCAUUACAAUCUACCAAUAAUUACCAUUCAUGGAACUCGUCUGCAUCGGCCACAUCACCAUUACCAAAUCUUCAACUAUCACAAUACUCGUUAUUCCCAAACAGCUUUUGUUCUCAACAACAACAGCAACAAGCGGCAGCGCAAACAAAUGCUUGUAAUUCAUUGAAUGCUAUUUUAACGAAUAAUAAUAAUAAUGCAUGUACAUCGACAGCGGUUGCAUCAAGUAGUACUUCUAGUCAAUAUUCAAUGAAUACAACAUUUAGUGCUUUGUUGAGUGCCAGUGCUAGUGGAAAUGCUUCAACUUCAACAUCGCCACAUAGUGAUGAUCGAAAAGAUGGAAUAACCUCAGAUAGUGGUUUUAAUUCAGCAAAUAGUAGCCGACGUCAAUCAACAAGUCCUAGUCAAUAUAAUAAUCAACGUAGCGGUGCUCCUGUUGCAUCAUUACCGGAUACAAGUACUGAUUUAGUUUUAUCAUCGGUAUUAUCAAAUAUAUCUCGUGAACCAUUAAUUAAACCAUCCAUACAAAAUUUGCCUUACGAUCAACGUCGUUUAGCUGCUUGGCAAGCAAUGCAAACUCCAAUUAGCGGUUAUCGUGUACCAAAUAGUUCAUGGGCUGGUUUUGGAUUUAGUGCUACAUCACCUGGAGCCAUUCGAUUUCCAAAUCAAGAAGAUGGUAGCAAUAUGGAGGAUGACGAUAUUUGGCUUCCACCCAAUUCACAACAAAAUAGCAACGAAGUACCAUCAGCUAGUGGUAUCUGUAUGGAUUCGAGUAAUUAUAUUGACCAAAUCUCAUUGCCAACGUUACAAAAGCUAACAGGUGGAAAUUGGCAAGAUUUGAGUACAUUAUUAACUAUGUUUGGACUGGAUAAAUAUAUUAAGUUAUUUGAAAAUCAUGAAAUUGAUAUAGAAACAUUCCCAACAUUAACAGAUUAUGAUUUAUUGGAUAUUGGGGUUUCAGCUUUAGGUGCACGUAGAAAAAUGCAUUUACUUAUUGCAGAAUUAAAGAAACGGUCCAACACAUUUUGUGGAUCUGUAGCACCUGGAGCUGAACGUAAAGGAUCGUCCGGCACCAAUACUUCCGAAAGUACAAAUUCGCCACGUAAAGUAUGGUUGUAGCGCAACAAAAUUCUCCAAAAUACAAUAAACCAAAAAAAAUAAUAAUUAGUAAUUUAAGAAUUCUACAAAAAAAAAAUCAAACAUUUUUUUUUUCAAUAUUUAUAAAUAACCGAAAACGAAAUAA